UAAAAUUUAUUGGUGAUUUAUUAAUUAUCCAGCUGAUAAAUUAAAAUUUAACAACUGCAGCAUUUAUUUACCGAUUGAAAAAUCGAAAAGGACAAUAUUUAAAGAAGAGACAUUUAUGAUGCUGCCCAAGAAUGAUGAAAAGAAAAAUCAAUCACAAUACAAACAAUGGCUCGCAGCAAUAGUUGCAACACUGUCAAUGGUUGCUGUUGGUACAGUCUAUGGAUGGACAACAACAAUGGAACUACGUAUAACUGGAAAAAUAGAAAAUUACAAAGUUCCAAUUGUUGUAACACGUGAUGAAUUUUCAUGGAUUGUAUCACUUGUACAAAUAUCAGCAAUGAUUGGUUCAUUUUUAGGUGCAUUUAUUGCUGAUUAUUUUGGUAGAAAAUUUAGUUUAUUAUGUUCAAGUAUAUUUUUUAGUAUUGGUUGGUUAUUUGUUAUAUUUGGAAAUAAUGUAUUUGCAUUAUAUGCAUCAAGAAUAAUACUUGGUAUUGGUGUUGGUAUGUCAUAUACAACAAAUCCAAUGUAUGUAUCUGAAGUUGCUGAUACAAAUAUACGUGGUGCACUUGGUACAUUAAUUGCAAUAAAUGUAUUUACUGGUUCAUUAUUUACAUGCUGCAUUGCACCAUGGACAUCAUACAUGACAACAAAUUUAAUUUUACUAUCAAUACCAGUUAUAUUUUUUAUAUUAUUUUUAUAUUUUCCUGAAAGUCCAUAUUAUCUUAUUAAAAAAAAACGUUAUGAUGAUGCUAAAUCGGCAAUAUGUUUUUUUAAAAAUUGUUCAAAUAAUGAAGCACAAGAAAAAUAUAAUGAAAUACGUGAAAAUAUUAAUGAUAAUAAAUUAAAUUAUAAUGAUAGUAUUUAUAAAAAUAUUAAAAGAUUAUUAUCAUCAAAUAAUCGUAAAGCAUUUUUAAUUGUAUUUGGUUUAAUAAUGGCACAACAAAUGAGUGGUAAUUUUAGUACAAUGCAAUAUUUAACAUCACUCUUUGAAAAAUCUAAAAUACAAUUAAUUGAUACUGAUGUUGCAACAAUUAUUGUAUUUGCGGUUGGUCUAAUAUCUGGUGUUGUUGCAACAGCAACUGUUGAAAAAGCUGGUAGACGUAAAUUACUUAAUAUAUCAAGUUCAUUUUGUGCAAUAAUAUUAGCAAUAUUAGCAUUUUAUUUAUUACAUAUUAAUGAUGGUAAAAAUGAUGAUGAAAAAUCAUAUGAAUCAUUUUUAAGUUUAUUGCCAUUAAUUGCUGUUAUAUUAUUUCAAGUUUUUUAUCAAUCUGGUCUUGGUACAUUACCAAAUGCACUUAUUGGAGAAUUAUUUCCAACAAGUGCCAAGGGUAUUGCUGGUGCUGCACUAACAAUAUCUGAUGGUAUUAUUGGUUUUAUAACUUCAAAAUUAUAUCAAAUUAUUGGCGAUACUUAUGGACAACAUUAUAAUUAUUUUUUAUUUUCUGGAGCUUGUUUUUUGGCAUUUUUUCUCAUAUUUAUUUAUGUGCCAGAAACUAAAAAUAAAACAUUUGUACAAAUUCAAGAUGAUCUUAAGAAAAAUCGAAUUUUUUGUUGUUGAUAUUUUUUUAAUUUAAUUUUUUUUUUUUUUUUUUUUUAUAUUAAGAUUGUUUUAAUUAAAAUAAAUCAUUGUAAAAAUAAUUGUCAAGUAGAUUUAAUGAAAAAUAAAAAAAAAAAAAACUAGCUAUAUUUUUGUAGCAUAAAAAUGAAAAAGAAAACUUAUUUAAUUGUUAUAUUUUUCUAGAAUUAUUAAAUUUUUUAAUAAACAUUUAUAUUGUAUAUGUUAUUUUUUCUAUUUUUUAUUAUAAAAAAAAAUUUAAUUUAAUUGUUUUUUUAAAUAUAUUGUUAUAGAAAAAUGCGAAUUAAUUUGCCAAAUGCGUUGAAAAAAAAAUUAUAAUUUGUUAUUUGUGGUAUAAAAAAUAAAUAAAAAUAUUAAUGAAAA
This is a messenger RNA of Aphidius gifuensis, 1939 nucleotides long. Its product is annotated as proton myo-inositol cotransporter-like. Gene Ontology annotation, cellular component: membrane. The record is from RefSeq and is a predicted model, not a curated record. Gene Ontology annotation, molecular function: transmembrane transporter activity. The coding region runs from base 116 to 1558 and encodes 480 amino acids. Gene Ontology annotation, biological process: transmembrane transport. Lineage: Eukaryota; Metazoa; Arthropoda; Insecta; Hymenoptera; Braconidae. The transcript is spliced from 3 exons.